GUGAGUUCAUCCGCAGAGCACGGAAUAUUUUGAGAAUGACUAAAAUUUAAUUACGUCAACUUUAAAGUGCGCGAACGCGGUAUUCAGGUGCCACAGCGCUUAAAUAAAAGGCCCGGAAAUAAUUUUGGGCACAGAUUUGUAGGUUGUUUUCUUUUAAACUGCCGAACAGUCCUUGCAACAAUGGACUGGCGCGUGUUGCUGGUCUUGGCGGCAUUUGUGGCUCAGGUCACCUCCGUGGGAAACGGCAAAAAUGCCGGUCGAUAUAAGGGUGGCGUCGCCACGAGACCCUCAGGAAGACCUCAACCUCGACCUGGGCUCGCGAGAAAACCAAGCUCAGCCGGACGACAGUUACCAGCAAGAAGCAACUCCAACCUCCGAUCACCAGGACAGCAAUCACCUCUAAGAAGCAGCCCCAUCCCCCGAUCAACGGGAUCAGGACGACAACUGCCUUUGAGGGACAACCCCAGACCCACGAACGGAAGAAAACGACAAUCGCUCCCGAGAGGUGGCCCCAGAAAUUCGACCGGAAAAGGGCAGCUUUCGCCCCAGAAAAGCUUCUCCCAGAAUUCGUAUCGACCACCGCCAGGGAGAAGCUACUCCAAGAAUUCAGGCUCGAACUCGUAUCCCGUUGAAAGUGGAGGACCGCGAUCUCCCGGACGACAACAGGUAGAGCAGGUCGAUCCGAAAAAAUUAGUGUUGAACAUGAAGGAGCUGGACGCGGCAAUAAAUUCGGGAAAAUGGUCUGCAGAGGAGGAGGGAUACCUAAAAGAACUGAAGGGCAUGUGGUCAGAUACCGUUGAGUUGAGGGACACCGGUCUCGACCUCGUGAAGGACAUCGGUGAAUCGAUGAGUAAGCACGGAAAGGAACUGUCAAAGGACCCCGAGAGUCGCGAACGCCUCAAGAAAAUAUGCACCGAAGCCCGGAGGACCUUCGCUCCCAGCUCCAACGAGUUCUUGGGACAUGUCUAUCGUGUUGGAAGGCAGAUUUUAGAUAACCCAGGGGACAAAGGACAGCGGGCCCAGCUCAAGCAAGAUAUGAAAUCACUAGAAGAACGGAAAGAGACCCUCUUUACUCAUCUGAGUGGCUACAUGAUCCCGCUUCAGGGUGAGCUAAUGAACAUGUUGAUUGGCAUGGGUGGACUCUCAGCCACCGAAAAGGAAACUCUCCAGUGGUCAGACGACGACGACUUCUGAUGAUAUUAAACACUAUUUUGACGAUGAAUAA
Messenger RNA from Bemisia tabaci, 1225 nucleotides. The record is from RefSeq and is a predicted model, not a curated record. NCBI's taxonomy places the organism in Eukaryota, Metazoa, Arthropoda, Insecta, Hemiptera, Aleyrodidae.